GAUCCGGUAUCCGCGCCAAAAGUCAUUGUUGUUCUCCGGAGGCCUGCCCGCCUCGCUCGCCUGUUGCCCUGAACGCUCCAACGGCGCAGCAUGGGCUGCAUCCAGAGCAUCGCCUGCAACAAGUCCCGCAUCAAACGAGAGAGCAUCGUGGUGUACGACCUGUCCGCCACCAUCGACAACUACCCCACAGUCAUCGAGGAGAACUCGCCCAUCGUGCUCCGCUACAAGACGCCCUAUUUCAAAGCGUCGGCGCGGAUUGUGAUGCCGCCCAUUCCGCGCAGGGAGACAUGGGUGGUGGGCUGGAUCCAGGCGUGCACCCACAUGGAAUUUUACAACACGUACGGAGACGUCGGCAUGUCGAGUUGGGAGCUGCCCCAGCUUCGUGAAGGCCUUGUGAGGGCCAUCAGCGACUCCGAUGGUGUGAGCUACCCGUGGUAUGGAAACACAACAGAGACCGUCACCAUCGUCGGCCCCACCUCCAAACCAUCUCGGUUCAUCAUCAGCAUGAAUGACAACUUCUACCCCAGUGUCACCUGGGCAGUGCCGGUCAGCCAAUCCAACACGCCCUUACUGACGAACAUCAAAAGAGAUCAGAGCUUCACCACAUGGCUGGUGGCGCUCAAUGCCACGUCCAGGCAGAAGAUCCUGUUACAUACCAUCAAGUGGAGGAUGAGGGUGGAUAUUGUGGUGGAUCCAUUGCUGCCUCUGGGCUCCAGGGCCAAACUGGUAGGCCCAGUCUACCAGGACCAGCCUCGGGUACUGACUCGCAUGGAGCCCAUUCCUCCUAAUGCCACAGGGAGGCCUAAUGCCAAUGAUGCCCAGGUUCUUAUGUGGAGGCCAAGGAGAGGCCCUCCGCUUGUGGUCAUUCCGCCUAAAUAGCACGUUAGUGUCCAUUUCAUGUUACUGAAAAGUUAAACAGGCUGCAUUUCUACAGGCAAGCGGAGAUUUUGUGCCAAACUCUGCAAUGCUGUUGUUCCACCAAUAGGUGACAACUGCCUUAAUUCCCAGCGCUGCCUUCAACUAUCCAGAAUUAGUGUCUACUGCUGGUGCUGCUGGACUCCUCAGUGUAGAAGCUUUUCCUCCAGCCUGGUUUAGGACUUUUAAAAACCACCAACAGUGCUGGAACGUAAUACAAACCUGUAGCAGACCUGUAGGAGCAACCAUCAGGCCAAAAUACUCCUUUCACCUGUUUAAAAGGCUCAAUAAUUAUACAACAGUUAUGUGACAUGGGAGGAUUGUCGAGAUAGACUGAGGUGACUGUUGUACAGGUACAAGGACGAUGGAACUGUGGCAGCAGUUAAUCCACGAGGACAACGAAAGAGGCUGUGGAGCCUGCAGGGUGGAGUCCAGGCCUGGUGCUUUAUCACACCGUACUCCCUCACACAGCCAGGGGCUUCAUUGGCUGCAUCAUAGUGAAAUAAUCAAGAAUUAAA
Molecule: messenger RNA, 1433 nt
Organism: Thalassophryne amazonica
Lineage: Eukaryota; Metazoa; Chordata; Actinopteri; Batrachoidiformes; Batrachoididae
Product: protein FAM78B-like
Exons: 2
Coding region: 91-879 (262 amino acids)
Source: RefSeq, a predicted model, not a curated record